AUGCACGAAAGGAACUAUAUGACCCUCGAGGUCAAUAGUACUGCGGAGAGCAAUUCACACAAGACUACUAGCAUUCCAUCUGUCAGGAAUGAUGAUCAGACAACUACAAUAACCGAAGAACCUAAAGAACAAGAUCCAACCGAUACGUCAACUACGGCCAGCGAAGAAGAAAAAUCAUCUCAACCACCAUUAUCGCUUUGGAGUUUGGUUCCUAUAACAGCCGCUCUUUGUGCAUCAUUAUUUUGCAUGUCGUUGGAUGGAACUAUCCUCGCAACGGCUAUCCCUAAAAUCACAACUCAAUUCAACUCCCUCGACGAUGUGGGAUGGUACGGCAGUUCGUAUAUGUUUGCGACCUGCUCAGUGCAGCUGAUAUAUGGGAAACUUUACACAUUCUACCCGUCCAAAUGGGUUUAUCUCAUUGCACUCCUUAUCUUUGAAGUUGGUUCAGUUGUAUGCGCCACUGCACCAAACUCCGUGGCACUCAUUGUCGGGCGAGCCGUCGCAGGUCUAGGUGCUGCUGGUCUCUUCUCAGGGGCACUUAUCAUUAUAAACAGACUGGUGCCCUUGCGAAUCCGUCCUGUUUAUCUGGGCCUCGUAUCCAGUAUGCACGCAAUCGCAAGUGUAGCGGGACCAAUCCUGGGAGGUGUAUUUACGGACCGACUUACCUGGCGAUGGUGCUUUUAUAUCAACCUUCCAUUCGGUGGUUUUGCCGUCAUAUUGAUCUUGCUAUGCCUCCCCGCCAAUUCGAGCACCGUGAUUCGUCUUAGUUGGAAAGAGCAGUUGAAACAAUUCGACUUGCCGGGAUUCGUUAUCUUGGCACCUUCUAUCAUCUGUUUAGUUCUCGCCUUGCAAUGGGGUGGUUCUACCUAUCCAUGGAAUAGCGGCCGAGUGAUUGCCUUGUUUGUCGUUUUUGGCGUGUUAUUCAUUGUCUUUCUUGGGAUUCAAGUUUGGCAAGGCGAGCGUGCCACUGUGCCUCCGCGCGUCAUUAAAAAUCGAAACAUUUGGGGCGCCACCUGGUAUGGUGGCUUUAUGGGAGCUGGGAUGUUCGUUGUAAUCUUUUAUCUCCCCAUUUGGUUCCAGGCAGUCAAAGGCACAACCGCAGAGCAAUCAGGAAUUGACAACCUCCCCAGUCUUGUGGGAAUGGUUUUAUUUGCAAUCAUUGGUGGUGUUAUUUCUUCGACAGUUGGAUACUACACUCCAUUAAUUCUCAUCUCGUCGGUGAUUACCUCGAUCAGUGCAGGCCUUCUCACUACUCUCAAGCUGAACUCCGGUAUUGGACCUUGGUUCGGCUAUCAAGUUCUCUUGAGCGCGGGUAUUGGUUUGGGUGCUCAAAACAUGAUGCUGGUUGCAUCGGUAGCUGUUCCUAAGGAAGAUAUGCCCAUCGCUACUUCUAUCUUGACAUUCACCCAGAUUUUGGCCAGUGCGAUUGUUCUGCCGAUUGGUCAAUCUGUGUUUCAAAAUCAACUGGUUGCAAACUUCAACUCAUUACUACCUGAUGUCGAUGCAUCACUAGUAGUAUCAAAAGGUGCAACUGGAUUCAGGAGUUUAUUUUCUUCAGACCAGCUUCCUUUGGCGUUGAGUGCAUACAACAAGGCCCUUACACAGACGUUUUACGUGGCUGUUGCUACCAGUUGUCUUUCGAUUGUCGGCCCUAUCUUCAUGGAAUGGCUGUCUCUGAAGAAGGUCGCGGCUGAACGCGAAAAGUCCGAAGAGAAGGAAAAUGACGAGGAGAAGGGCCAAGCUGAGGUUGCCCAGGCUACCGAUGCCAAAUCACCCAAAGGAGAAUUGCAAUAG
Molecule: messenger RNA, 1794 nt
Organism: Penicillium angulare
Lineage: Eukaryota; Fungi; Ascomycota; Eurotiomycetes; Eurotiales; Aspergillaceae
Product: MDR family MFS transporter
Exons: 4
Coding region: 1-1794 (597 amino acids)
Biological process (GO): transmembrane transport
Molecular function (GO): transmembrane transporter activity
Source: RefSeq, a predicted model, not a curated record